This is a messenger RNA of Ogataea haglerorum, 396 nucleotides long. RefSeq lists its product as uncharacterized. The transcript has a single exon. Bases 1 to 396 code for a protein of 131 amino acids. NCBI's taxonomy places the organism in Eukaryota, Fungi, Ascomycota, Pichiomycetes, Pichiales, Pichiaceae. The record is from RefSeq and is a predicted model, not a curated record.
AUGAGAAGACCUCAAGCAGUUCAUUUGAGAGCUGCGGCUGUAUUAGGCUUCAUUGGUGGGUUCCUAAUUGCGUACAAAAGAUCUGUGCUGCGAUUCAAAGGGCAAACUGAAAAUGGGAGGGAAGUGAGGAAAGAUAGAUAUGAAGUGAAAAAACUCUUGAGUCAAAACUUGAAUCCAUAUGGUGCCUCAUCUCUUUCACCUUAUCUACAAGACGUGGCUUCCAGAAAUUCUAAAGAUAGCCAUAUGAUGCUUGGUCUUAUUCCUUGGUUCAACUUCGUGAAUCAUCAAAAUCAUGGUAUCGACUUGAAGAAAUACUAUGAGGUCAGAGAAGGUGAAGAAAAAUGGGGUUUCAUUCUUUCGCCUCCGAAAAUCGGGGAUGGUAAUUCAAUCGAUUAG